This is a messenger RNA of Zerene cesonia (dogface butterfly), 3617 nucleotides long. RefSeq names its product protein Cep89 homolog (gene Cep89). Gene Ontology annotation, cellular component: ciliary transition fiber; centriole. Gene Ontology annotation, biological process: chemical synaptic transmission; mitochondrion organization; cilium assembly. Bases 368 to 2509 code for a protein of 713 amino acids. The record is from RefSeq and is a predicted model, not a curated record. NCBI's taxonomy places the organism in Eukaryota, Metazoa, Arthropoda, Insecta, Lepidoptera, Pieridae. The transcript is spliced from 13 exons.
UGAAAUAUAAAUUGCCCUGAUUUUCAUUGAAUAUUGAUACAGUAUCUCAUAUCAGUUUAAACAUAAAAUGGAAUUUAAUAACAAUUUACGUAUAGCUCUAGAAAGUUAUAUUUUAAUAAAGCAGGAUGAUACUUAAAAAUUUUCUCUACCUAUGAAAUCAACAAAAAUCUGGAACUUUUGUUUUGCUUGCAGUGCCCUAAUUUAAGCAAGUUUUGUCGAUACAUUUGCUAAAUCACAAUUCUGACCUAAAUAUCUUUGACCUAAAUACGUGUCUUUGUCUUUGAACGCGAAUCGGUGCAAAAUCAAGUGAUUAUUUACUAGAUAUGGAUGAAAUGCUGUACAAUUUUAUUCGCUCACGUGGAAGAUAAUGUCUGAUUUUGGGCAUUCAUCACCAUUGACAUCUCAAAGACGAUCCUCAAAAGACAGCAAAUAUGACAGGACAAAGCUGACAUUCAGUGGUAACUUUACUGACAAUCAGCGUCACUUUGACAUAAACACGGAUAAGGAGAGCAUGCGGCAGGAAAUAUUGAAUGCUGUGCUGACGAAAACACAGCAAAUGGCGAAAGGCGACCAGAAUCCCAUGUAUGAGGAUCCUAAGGAUGUCAUAGAGAAAAGGCCGUUAAAACCGCCGCGAAAGCGUCACAUACACGCAGUUGCUAUCACAUCGCCGCGGACUAAAGAGAAAUCUAUGAAGGAUCAGAAGCGAAAGCUGACGAAGAAAUACGAAUCACUCGUCACGGCUCUUAUGGACAAAUGUGAAGAAAAUUUAACUGUGAUAUCAGAAAAGGAUGUCCAAAUAUCAAAGCUUAAGGAAAAAUUGAAGGCAGUUCUCGAAUACAACAGACUGUUUGCUGACGAAAACGACAGGAUAAAGUCUGAAUACGACGCCAUAGUGAAGUACGUGGACGAAUGUAAGAGAGUGAUUAAGGAGGAGAAAGAGAAAGCGGGAGAGUUAGAGAGGAAGUAUAACAGACUGGAGGAGAAGGUAAAGCAGUAUGAAGUGCCCGAUAGAGAGCAUCCAGAAUCAGCCAUACCUCUAGUCGAAGUGUGCAUGAGCUGCAGCAGCCGGCAGAUCGUGCUCAACCAGUGUAGGGAGCACAACGCCAGGCUGCAGAGGGACUUGCAGGCCCUGAAAGAUGUUUUAUAUCGUUUAAACAUUCAACUGUCGCGGUAUCAAGAGAAAUUACGCAGUAGCGCAGAACCUUUGGACGGUAGAGAGUUGAAGGUGGACAAAUACGAGGGAUUCGAUUCUAUACUCACAGCUAGCUUUGGCCAAAAACAUGAGGAAGUAAACGACGUCCAAUCAAAAACAGGCACAGGCGAAGAUACAACAAAACGAUUGGUGGAUUUAUCUGGAUUGUUGAGUGCGCAGGCUUUAGCCCCUCUCUUCGACGCAUACCAGGAAAACCUCCAAGAAAAGGACAAUCUCAUCAUGGAUUACGAGAAACAAUUCGAGAACAUAAACAAAAAGUCAAAACAGAUUGUCGCUGACAAUAAGUCGCUGCAAGAGAGAGUGAGCAGCCUAGAGCAGGAGUUGGCGGAAGCGAGACAGACUUAUAAGAAGAUUAAAGUGGAGAAAGAGACGGGUGAUAUCGAGAGAGCUUCGCUUUUGGAACGCGUUGAAAGGGCGGAGUCUAAGUUGAAGGAGGUCUAUGAGUUGUAUGAGGAUAAGAUGGCGGCCAUGAUGCGAGACUACGAGACGGUGCACCGUGAGUAUUUCACGGUGAAGAAUGCUCUAGAAGCUUCCACCAGCAAGAUGGCGCAGUACGACGCGAUGCGGAGCAGCACCGUGCCGGCGGACUUGCACGAGAGGAGGUUGCAGGAUUGUAAAAGGCUAUUAGACGAGCUCAAACACCAGUACAGCAUGGACUCGGAGAGGAAGAGUGAGCAAAUGAAAAAGAGUCAGGAGGAGUUGAGGAAGAGUCAAGAAGAGUUGCAACGCGUUCAAGAGAAGUGCGAGCUGGCGUGUCAGCAGCGUGAGGCUGUUCAGGAGGAGUUGAAAGCCGCUUUGAAGAGUGUUAAGUUAUACCGUCGCGCGGCGCUAGUGUUCCGCAACCGCGCCCGCUCCGCCGCCGCGAGGGCGACGCGAGCGAAGCGAACGCGAACCGACACCAACAGCGAACCGCUGAAGCAAGCACUCGCUGCUCUGGAGAAAAUCAAGGCAGAGAUUAAGGUGGUGAAAUCCCGCGCGUACACGUCGCUCGAGGAGCUGGAGCGGCGCAUAGUGCAGCAGGAGCGGCGCGCGGCGCACGCGCACGCCGAGCACCGGCGCUCGCUCGAGCGCGCCACGCUCGCGCUGCGCCACAAGGAGGACAUCAUACGGUCGCUCAUCGACAAGGUGGCUGACGUCGAGGAGGUCCGAUUAAGCCAAGCUAACGCCCACCGUCUCCAAGGCAUAGUCUCUUCUUCAUCAGACGCGUCGAAGACACCAGAGAACUCUGGGAAAUCCACGAAAUUGGUGCCAGGGCCUGGAGGUUAUUAUCAAGAAGAUAGGAGGAAAAAAUCUUAAAAUAGUUUCCUGGAUGUUUCAAAUAUAGUCAAAUGGCUGAUAUUUAUGAGUCAGAUAUAGAGUACUGAUUAAGAAGCUAGAAAUAAAUAGUGGUUUAAUUUAUUCCCUAGAUUACAUUAAACUAGUCAGCACAUAGAACAAUUUUUUAGGUUCACGAAUAAUAAUGAAAAAUUAUGAGAUGAAAUCUUAUGUGAAAUGCUUCGUUCUGUUAAAAGUAAACUCUUGUAUGGUGAACAGUUAUCUAAGAUGGCAGGUGUGUAUUUGUUAAGUCGUUUCAGAAAUUUAUUAGCUGGAACAAUUUUUUUUUUAAAUACUUAUAUUAAUUCCUGGGUUAACUAUAUUAAUUUCCUGUAAUUAUGAAUUUGAUUAAAUAAAUUAUCGCUUUAUCAAUGUUUAGGUUUUAUAGUAAAAAUUUUAGUUGAAAUUUUGAUAUUUUCUUUGACAAUUUUAAAGUCCUCGUUGUUUAACAAGGUAAUGUUUUUGUAUGUAAAAGACAACAUUUGAUUAUAGACAUUACUAGUAAAAUAUGAUUUUCUUCAAUAAAACUUAUCUAAUAUUAUGAAAAAGCCAAGAAUGUCAUACGACAGAAAUAAGGUUAUUUUAAUGUCUCCUCAAAUUAGCAUUUUAAUCGAUUUGCAUUAUAUCGAUAUUAUGUCUUUAUAUUUGUACAAAAAUAACUCUGUUUUUUUUUUUUCAUUAACCAAUCGCAUCGAAGGAUAUAAUGGAACAAUGUGGCAACUAAUUUCCUUUGACAUGUACAAUGUUCUCUAUAUUAAAACGAAUAAAUAUUAAAUAUAUAUAUAAUUAUAUUCAUUAGUUUUUAUGACUUUUGAAUACAAAGGCAACGCAUUCGCAGAGGCACCUCCUCUGCAAAGGUUCGUGGGCGAUGGUGAUCGCUCACCAUUAGAACCACCAACUCCGUUGCCCGCUAUGAUAUGAAAAAUGUAUUAACUAUUAAUAAUGUUUAAAAAUUAUGUAAGUACAUAUUGCAGUUAAACUCACUGCCUUAUGUAAUCAAUAAUUUUGAUAUAAUGUUACUGUAACUAUUCUUCCAGUAGAAGGAUUAUUUAUUUAAAAGCCUCUAUAAUUAAUAUAAGACAUAUAUUGU